ACGACGUCGUUUAAAGUCAGUGAGAUAAUUCUUGUUGAAAAUGCACGUUUUAUUUAAUUACAUUUCAUUGUAGUGUUAUCGAAUAAAUGUGUGUUUCCGUUUCGGGAAGUCAGACUUGUAUUGUGAAGAGAAGUCCGACCGCUGUGGGCGUUGUCACUGACUCCAGCUUCACUACGCCUGGAUCAAUAAAUGUAGCUGUUAGCAAUAAAACUGCUAACAUGAACGCUGCUCUUUGUUUGUAGCUAGAGCUAAAGCUUAGGCAGUUGCAUGACAGUCCGUCAUGCUGUCAUUCCGCUAUGAGUUUAGCUAGCUAAAAACUGUUGGGUGGGAUUGCAUCACAGUCUGGGUGAUGUCUCUGCAGCCUCUGCAGCAGUACGGGGAGGAUUCAGCGUCUUGCUAACUGAGCCAGUCCAGCUAGCUGAUGCUGAUGACUGGCUGUUUCCUGACAUUGAUUUGCAGUGGGAGGCACCAUGGCCGGUAAGGUGAAGUGGGUGACAGAUAUUGAAAAAUCUGUGCUCAUCAACAACUUUGAGAAGAGGGAAUGGAUUCAAGUCACGGAAAACGACGACUGGAAUUUCUACUGGAUGAGCAUCCAGACCAUCAGAAAUGUCUUCAGUGUGGACACCGGCUACCGCCUAUCAGAUGACCAGAUGGUAAAUCACUUCCCCAACCACUAUGAGCUCACCAGGAAGGACCUGAUGAUCAAAAACAUAAAACGCUACCGCAAAGAGCUGGAGAAAGAGAACAGUCCGCUGGCAGAGAAGGACGAGAAUGGGAAAUAUAUUUAUUUAGAUUUUGUACCUGUGACGUUCAUGCUUCCGGCCGAUUAUAAUCUCUUCGUGGAGGAGUUCCGCAAGAACCCGUCCAGCACGUGGAUCAUGAAGCCAUGCGGGAAGGCGCAGGGCAAAGGCAUCUUCCUCAUCAACAAACUGUCCCAAAUCAAAAAGUGGUCGAGAGACAGCCGCACCUCCACCUUUGUAGCGGCAUCUAGUGGAAAGGAGGCCUAUGUCAUCUCUCUAUACAUCGACAACCCUCUGCUGAUAGGAGGGAAGAAGUUUGACCUGCGGCUCUACGUUCUUGUGACCACGUAUCGACCUCUGAAAUGCUACAUGUACAAACUUGGCUUCUGUAGAUUCUGCACAGUGAAGUACACGCCAAGCACCAGUGAACUGGACAACAUGUUUGUUCACCUCACUAAUGUGGCCAUCCAGAAACAUGGGGAUGACUACAACCACGUCCACGGAGGCAAGUGGACAGUCAGUAACCUCCGUCUGUACCUGGAGAGCACCAGAGGGAAAGAGGUGACCAGCCGACUCUUUGACCAGAUCCACUGGAUUGUGGUGCAGUCACUCAAGGCUGUGGCUCCUGUGAUGAACAAUGACAAGCACUGUUUUGAGUGUUACGGGUAUGACAUCAUUAUUGAUGACAAGCUUAAGCCAUGGCUUAUUGAGGUCAACGCCUCUCCUUCGCUGACCUCCAGCACAGCCAACGACCGCAUCCUGAAGUACAACCUCAUCAACGACACUCUCAACAUCGUCACACCUAAUGGGGAAAUCCCAGACUGCCGCUGGAAUCGAAGCCCGCCCCGAGAGGCCCUGGGCAACUAUCAAGUCCUGUAUGACGAGGAGCAGGCACAGAGCGAGAAUGCAGAGCGUGAACUGCGGAGCCGUUCGGGUCAAUCCCUGGGGUCGAAGGGUAGCAAAGGGAGUGCAGGAGUUCGGCCCACUGCUGCAACCUGGAAGUGAGGUGAUACUGCUGACUCUUAAAGACUUCCUGUACAUUUUUUUACAGGGUGCAACCACGGGGCAUGGAGAGUAAAAAAAGAACCACAUGGACCUUUUUAUAGCUUGACUAUGUGGAGGACUGGUCCCUGUCUCUACUUUUUAUGACUGAGAGCACAAGGGGACGAAACUCUACUGCUGGACCGGAGGAAAAUCAACACUGGAGAGUUUAAAGGCCAGAGUGUGUGGCUGUAUGUAUGAAUGAGUAACUUACAAUGUAGAUUUAGUGUUUGUGGGGCUGAAAGUCAAGCAAAAGCACUUUCUAACAACCUCUGGAGCAGAUAUUCAGAAGAGGAUCCUUUUCUUGGAGUGACUGGCAGGAGAAUGGCAAAUGUAAAACUCAUGAAAGCUGUCAAUUAUUUACACAAAUGGCAUUUAAAUCCGUGAACAUGAAGGAUUUCAAGAACCUGAGCUAUGCAUGAGUCCUGACACUUUACCUUGACCCACCACACAGGUGCUAGAAAGAAAGAAAUCUCUGACUUGAAGUGGAAGAAGAAAUUAGAAAUUAAACUAAUGCAAUGAGUGUAAAGAUAAGAUAUAGUUUGUUGUUAGGACUUAUUUGAAGUAUUUAGAAUUUAAUAAAGUUUUUUUAUAAGUGCAUUAUCAGUGUUGGGGUGGGGGGUCAGUAACAUGAUUGUAAUAGGUGCUGAUUGCACUUAAUGUCUUUAUUUUCACUUAAAAUCAAUAGAUAUCAUAUUUAGUUGAAUCAUAUCUACUGCACAUUAAAAUUGAUAAUUAUAUGUGUUGGGAAUGUAUGCGCAAUAGCGGUUUAUUUCUUACAAUUUUAUUAAAUAUUCAACAUCUAAUGAUGAGUAAAGGGUGUUUUUGAUCUACUGAAAGAAGGCUGUAAAGUUUUGGAGAUCAUUGCAGUAAUAUUAUUUAGGGUUUUUGCAGUAUACAUUGUCUUAUGAUUGAGCAAAGAUACUUGUAUCUUAAUUGAGUAUGUUUCUAAAGUAAUAGUAAGAUUGUAAAGAAAAAAAGGGACUUUGGAUUCAUUUUCCUGAGUUUUUUCUACCAUUAAUCAAGGCAAACCGUGACAAAGAUUCUAUCAAUGAUCCUUUUAUUUACUGUAAGAGUUUUAUAGAGUUUUUUCUGUAAGAUAGUGGAUGAAAGAAAGCUGUUGAAAACAUUCCUCAAAACAGUUUCUGUAAUUUUGCUGCAAUUAAAUCUAUCUGCAAAUUCUGAGACAGUGUCAUUCAGCACUCAUUUUAAAAACGUGGGCUGUAGCUAUAAAACGUG
Cheilinus undulatus (humphead wrasse) is the source of this 3020-nucleotide messenger RNA. RefSeq names its product tubulin tyrosine ligase-like family, member 1 (gene ttll1). Lineage: Eukaryota; Metazoa; Chordata; Actinopteri; Labriformes; Labridae. The record is from RefSeq and is a predicted model, not a curated record. The transcript has 10 exons. Gene Ontology annotation, molecular function: tubulin-glutamic acid ligase activity; tubulin binding. Gene Ontology annotation, biological process: microtubule cytoskeleton organization; protein polyglutamylation. Bases 471 to 1745 code for a protein of 424 amino acids. Gene Ontology annotation, cellular component: cilium.